This is a messenger RNA of Ostrinia furnacalis (Asian corn borer), 598 nucleotides long. RefSeq lists its product as uncharacterized. The record is from RefSeq and is a predicted model, not a curated record. Bases 46 to 444 code for a protein of 132 amino acids. Lineage: Eukaryota; Metazoa; Arthropoda; Insecta; Lepidoptera; Crambidae. The transcript is spliced from 6 exons.
CUUCUAAAGGGACCGCAACCAGCAUACUUAAAGUUUUCAGGUCCAAUGCUGGAAGCAUUUCUUAUCCUAACUGAUUCAAUGAGCAAUAAGGGAGACGAACAACUUUUGACACAUGGAAAAUUUUCACAAACUUACAAAGAGGGUGCUGAUGAACUGAAACAAACUCCCGAUUUUGAAGCGACAGAGUUUAACACGACUCUGUCCAAUCAACUCAAUAAAGACCUUACCGCCACCGCCAAGCCUAACACUCCGGGGAAUCUAGCAGCUUGCAUGAAAGAGAUCGUUGAAAUUUGCGGGAACUACCUGGCACAGAACGCUGAAUUCAAUAAGGACAAAGGUCCGGCAUUCAAGCUACUUGUUAAAACAAUGAAGACAAGACCAAACGAUCAACUCUACCAGAAAGAAAAGGCUAAGAGAACAUUCGGAAAAGCAGCGAAAGAGUAAAAAAGCUUAUUUCAUCUUUUUCAUGUUGUAUUUCGUGGUGAUUAAACUCCCGGUUCUGCUUUUAGACUUGAUGAGGCCCGUGGGCUGGAGAGCGAUCAUGAUGAUCCCAAUUUAUCACAGGAAAUUCAUUCAACUUUGUCAAAGCUGGUAGACC